Molecule: messenger RNA, 1047 nt
Organism: Ramularia collo-cygni
Lineage: Eukaryota; Fungi; Ascomycota; Dothideomycetes; Mycosphaerellales; Mycosphaerellaceae
Product: related to VPS62 Vacuolar Protein Sorting
Exons: 3
Coding region: 1-1047 (348 amino acids)
Source: RefSeq, a predicted model, not a curated record
AUGUUCACAAGAAAGAUCCCCCUUCUCCUAGGCCUCCUAAAUCCCAUCUCCGCCUUCCAACCUCAAACCCUCGCCUCGCCAAAAAUCCCCUCCAAACUCCCCUCCUUCGUAACAGAAUUCGCCCCCCUAGUCCACCUCUACUCCAAAGACCCCUAUCGACCCUCGGACAUCUCCGCCCAACUCCUCAACACCCGUCCUUACACCUCAAACUACACCCCCAUAUCCAACCCUCCCAACCCUCUGACCUUGAACAGCCUCAACUCCCUCAACUCCUAUGGAAAAGUCUACCUAACAUCCACCCUGGACCCCACAACAUCCCCUCGACCUCCCUAUCUCUACGGCGUCUCUCCUUCCCCCUCAGGCGAAACCCCCAACGCCACCUCCGCAACAAUCAUCCUCGUCGACCAUGGGAAUGCAACUGUAGAUGUUUUUUACAUGUAUUUCUACGCUUUCGAUUACGGAGGCGAUUACCUGGCCCGGCAAAUUAAUGUGGGGAAUCAUGUGGGGGAUUGGGAGCAUAAUAUGCUGCGUUUCGUGGAGGGGAAACCGAGGGAAAUGUGGUUUUCGCAACAUGCGGGUGGACAGGCGUUUGAGUAUUCUGCCGUGGAGAAGUUUGAGGGGGGUGGAAGGCCCGUGGUAUAUUCCGCCAACGGCACACAUGCCAACUAUGCGAAACCGGGUACGCACGACCAUACGAUUCCCGGAGUGGAUCUUCCGGUGGGAUUACUAGAAGAUCAUACCGAUGCGGGACCCCUGUGGGAUCCGACUCUUUCUGCCUAUUAUUACAGUUUUGAUCCCCAGACUUCAAAAUUUGAGGCGUAUGACGAUGAUGAUGAGAGUACGCCGGUGGCGUGGUUGUAUUUCACGGGGAAUUGGGGAGAUGAAAAGUAUGCGAAAAGUGACCCGAGACAGGAUUGUCCGUUGGGUGUGGAUGCUUUGUGUCGAUACUCGGGCGGACCUACGGGACCUAUCGACAAGGAUCUGGACCGGAAGAAUGUUUGUCCGGAUAGUCAGGAGAUUUGCAUUGCUUUGCCUUUGGUGCUCUAG